Caenorhabditis briggsae is the source of this 1149-nucleotide messenger RNA. RefSeq names its product Protein CBR-CRN-1 (gene Cbr-crn-1). NCBI's taxonomy places the organism in Eukaryota, Metazoa, Nematoda, Chromadorea, Rhabditida, Rhabditidae. The transcript is spliced from 4 exons. The coding region runs from base 1 to 1149 and encodes 382 amino acids. The record is from RefSeq and is a predicted model, not a curated record. Gene Ontology annotation, molecular function: manganese ion binding; DNA binding; RNA-DNA hybrid ribonuclease activity. Gene Ontology annotation, cellular component: nucleus.
AUGGGAAUUAAAGGACUUUCCCAGGUUAUUGCGGAUCAUGCGCCAUCUGCGAUCAAAGUGCAAGAAAUCAAAGCUUUCUUCGGAAGAAAAGUUGCGAUCGAUGCUUCCAUGUGCUUGUACCAGUUCCUGAUUGCUAUUCGCCAAGAUGGUUCGCAAAUGCAGAGUGAAGAUGGUGAAACCACAAGUCAUCUGAUGGGAAUGUUCUAUCGAACUAUUCGGAUGAUUGAUAAUGGAAUCAAACCAGUCUAUGUCUUCGAUGGAAAACCACCAGACAUGAAGAGUGGAGAGCUUGAAAAGCGUACAGAACGACGUGCUGAAGCUGAAAAGGCAUUGACCGAGGCUAAAGAGAAAGGAGAUGCAAAAGAAGCGGAGAAGUUUGAAAGACGUCUGGUUAAGGUAACAAAGCAGCAAAACGAAGAAGUCAAACAGUUGCUGGGAUUGAUGGGGAUUCCGGUGGUUGAAGCUCCGUGCGAAGCUGAAGCACAAUGUGCUAAUCUUGUCAAAGCAGGAAAAGUGUAUGGAACAGCUACAGAGGACAUGGACGCUCUCACUUUCGGAUCGUGUGUUCUUUUAAGACACUUAUUGGCUCCGGAGGCGAAAAAAAUUCCGAUCAAGGAGUUCCAUCUGGCUCGUGUAUUAGAGGAGAUGCAACUGACUAAAGAUCAAUUCAUUGAUCUUUGCAUUCUGCUUGGCUGUGACUACUGUGGAACCAUCCGUGGAAUUGGCCCGAAAAAAGCUGUUGAAUUGAUCAAGCAACACAAAAACAUCGAGACUGUUCUUGAGAAUAUUGAUCAGACGAAAUAUCCACCUCCAGCCGACUGGCCAUACAAACGGGCUCGUGAGCUUUUCCACGAACCAGAAGUGAUGAAAUGUGACGAAGUGGAGCUAACAUGGAAAGAUCCUGACGUUGAGGGAAUCGUGAAGUUUAUGUGCGGCGAAAAGAACUUCAGCGAGGAUCGAAUCCGUUCAGCAAUGGUUAGAAUGCAAAAAAGCCGAAACGCUGGCACCCAAGGACGCAUUGAUUCAUUCUUCACUGUCUCAUCUCAAGUCAAAUGUGUCACAGUUGCUAAAAGGAAGGCUCAGGAAGAAGCUGAGAAGAUGAAAAAGGGUGGCAAGAAGAGUGGUCCACCAAAGAAGAAGGCAAAGUAG